ACUUCUGCUUCUGAUAGUAGUAGCAACGUUGUCAUCAUCGUUGUGGUCGUUCUUCUCCUUGUCAUCAUUAUUGCCGUUGUCGUGGUCAGCAUCAUCCUGUACAAACGUGGACACUGUGUAACUAUAUGUGGUCAUUUGGAUAAAUGUCUUGGCAAAACCCCAUGUUGGCCAUUUUGCCGAAGAAAAGUAUGCUUUUGUUGUGUAAUUAAAUCUGAUACACUAGAAGCAGAAAAACCAAUUAUGUCAAAUGGUACAAGCGCUCAUGUCGAGACAAUAAACGAAUCUUCAAAAGCAAAGAUGACGAGAGAAAAAACGUCGAUGAGUGCAAUUACACGCUCCUCGACCAUGGCACUAACUAGGGAGAAAAGCGAGCUCGAAAAGUCCUUGCAAAGACAGGCAACAACAACAAGUAUAGGCUUUGAUAUGAAAUCGGAAAGAUCAUCAGUACAUCAAAUCAAAGUCAAGUCUCAAGAUGACGAUGAUGACAAAGAGCCUAGGCUUAAACUAUUGGGUCUUGACUUGUCGUUCCUUGUGUGCUGUCCCGAGAAAAAGGAUGAAGUAAAAACAGUUAGACUGGUUGAGCCUGAAGAAAAAAAGUCGUUAUCACCAGAAAAGAAACCUGCAAAAGGUGGAACUGAAAAAGAAGAAAACAAAGAAGCUUAAAAAAGGGGGGAAAGAAAGCAAACGAAAAGGAGGAAAGGGAAAAGGUGGCAAAGGGAAGGAGAAAAAUGAAAAAUCAGAAGAAAAAGCUGAAAAUGAAGAAGUUAAAGUAGAAGAAAAUGGUAAGGUUCCAAAGAAAGAAAUAUCAGAUGUUAAACAAACAAAAGAUGAAAGUAGCGAAAAGGCAAAGGGAAAAGCGGAUAAAGGUGGCAAAAAGAAUAAAAACAAAUCAAAGGUUCAGCCUCAAGAUUCGCCACGAAAUGGCGACGUUACAUUAACAGAUGUUGAAAACAGUACAUUUCCAGAGAGUGAGGCAUUAACAAGGGCUCCAACAAAAAUGAAAUCUGAUCUGCGUCUAACAAGUACUCCCGUACCCGGAGGUGAAAAAGGUCAAAAGGGAGUUGUCAGUGUACCAGCAGGGCUACUCAAGCCACAAGACAAGCCCACUGAGUGGACAUUCUUAUCUUGCUGUUUUGGGAACAGGAAUCCACCACCAUCGGAAGACGAAAAUUUUGAAGAACCUGCGGAAGCGAUAGUUCCAGCGAAAGGAAAAACCAAAGUCGCAGCCAAGGGAAAAGUGGCAGCAUCCAAGAAAGGGACUGCAGCUGCAGCAAAGAAACCAGUAAAGAAAGGUGGUGGAGGAAAGGGAGGUGGAAAGAAAAAAGAUGUAAAUGAAAAUGACGUUGACAAGGGAAACACAACAAACGAACCUAAACCUAUAGAAAGAGCCAAGACAAUGCCAGAAAGAGAGAAAACGACACUGAGUUUGCAGGACGCGGAACAAGUAAAAGUUGCAGUUUAUAUUCCUACGGAUAAAACUAACUUACAAUUAAAAGAUACUAUCAUUAAUGGCCCACCAAAGCUAGAAAAAUCUAAAACUGAUGCCGGGUUAACAAGACCCCCGUCAUCAAGACCAGCUUCUUCGGUAAAACAAAGUAAUAACAAGAAAGAUAAGAAAAGUAACAAAAAAGCAGAAAAGGGUAAAGAUGGAGGCAAAAAAGACAAGAAGAGCGGAAAGAAGAAAAAGAAGUGAUGAAUGAAUAUAUAUUUUAUUGAUAUAUAAAUAACAAGGCGGUAGUUAUGUCUAUUAACAUGAUAUUUUAUCAUAAGAUAAUGUAUCACACCAUGAGACGAUGACAAAGUCUUUACUUAUUUCCAAUCUAAUUG
Messenger RNA from Ruditapes philippinarum (Manila clam), 1827 nucleotides. RefSeq lists its product as uncharacterized. The transcript is spliced from 7 exons. Lineage: Eukaryota; Metazoa; Mollusca; Bivalvia; Venerida; Veneridae. The record is from RefSeq and is a predicted model, not a curated record. Bases 998 to 1693 code for a protein of 231 amino acids.